AAGCCUCAAGCUAGCUCUGUGAAGAGAGAAACCCUAGGAUUUUCCCUUUUCCGACACUUGUAAAGACCACAGUCUAUGAGCAAUGGUGAUAUCGUCCUCAACAAUCGAUGUUGUUCUCGGCGCCAUGGUGUGGUUCAUCUAUCCAUUCGCUUUCAUGAUUCUCACAGCAGAAUCUCACCCAAGGAGGUACCAAGAGAAGAUCCAGGAGCUUCUCUUCUACUGGUACAUCACUGAAACACUCUCAGACCGUCGUCCUUGGAUGGAAAUCCAGCACUUGGUAAAUCCUAAGAAAACCUCAGCUUGGAGAAUGAAGAAAAGGGUAAAAAACGGCUCAACUUUGAAGAUCCAAAAUGAAUCCAAGGCAAAGGUUGCAGCAACGGAACUCUUCCAAAACGUAGCCAAGCCAGGAUCAAAGUUCAUUGAACUGGGGGACUUAACUCGCUUCCUUCCGGAAAAUGAUGCCUUGUCGUUUUUGCGCAUCUUUGGACCGACAGCAGAGGAUGGGACAACCCGAAUCAUCUUCCCAUCUCGGCUACCAUUCAUAGUAAAUGAGAGGACAGGAAUCAGCUGCUCAUCUAUGCAACAUUUUAUGGUGUAUGCUUACAGGCUAGAGAUGUCUCUUGUCUUGUCAAUGGAAGACACAGACUCUAUAAUGAACAGUAUGAGGAUCACAGUCUUCAUAACUGCUGCGAUUGCAGACGUAGUAGCAUUUGUUCCCGUAUACCUAACGCUAGGCGUAUUCGGAUCAUUGUUUUACAUUUUCUUCGUUUUCCUGGCGUUACGUGCUAUAAAAAAAUUCUCAGCAGUGGAAUUUGAUUCUCGAAUCAACCAUGUUGUUUUUAUUUCGCCAUCCGUAUUCUGUUGGCGAAAAAUGUAUAAACGAUGGAGUCGAAAUGGUGGUGAAGAAAAUAAACUUCUUUUCUGUAACUUUCGUUGGACUCGAUAUGAAGGAAUAUCAAAUCAGUAGUACUACUCCACGGUCCAAGUGGCGCAUUGACCUCUUUCGAGGUAGUUCUGGGUUAGAGAAGAUGCAACUGAUUCUGAGUGAAUCCCAAGGUAACUUGUUUCCAUAGUAUAUACAUGUGCUUGAUAUUUGUAAAUUACAUAAUAUGACCUGAGUACCCCUUUUUUGUUUACUGUUCUCUCUUUUAAAGAUGCAACGGUUGCUUAACUACAGCUAUUGUCUUGAAGACUUUGAAGAUUAGGACAUAAGGAUGAUUGUAGACUUCUUUAACAUGCCUUCUUAUUACUUACUUUGUUGUGAUGUAAAAAACAAAAAAAGAACUGUAUUGUUGUUAUAUAAGCAAAAGUUAUUUGUUUUAGCAUUCAAAAGCUCUGUUGGGCAGAUUUCUACA
Messenger RNA from Brassica rapa (field mustard), 1355 nucleotides. Its product is annotated as mechanosensitive ion channel protein 7. Gene Ontology annotation, cellular component: plasma membrane. Gene Ontology annotation, biological process: monoatomic anion transport. Lineage: Eukaryota; Viridiplantae; Streptophyta; Magnoliopsida; Brassicales; Brassicaceae. Gene Ontology annotation, molecular function: mechanosensitive monoatomic ion channel activity. The record is from RefSeq and is a predicted model, not a curated record.